Molecule: messenger RNA, 2376 nt
Organism: Peniophora sp. CBMAI 1063
Lineage: Eukaryota; Fungi; Basidiomycota; Agaricomycetes; Russulales; Peniophoraceae
Source: the annotation of a GenBank genome assembly
AUGGCCACCCAGAGCAUCUCUGCAGAUGACAUCGCUGAGAAGGUCUUCAAAAAGCUGUCCGCUUCUCGGCGCAGGCAGUUCGCGCCGUCCAGAGAGGAAGACAAGGCUGGGGAUGGAAUAUGGAAUGCUUACCUCGACGCGGUUGAGGACGAGGAUAAAGCCAGCGCCGAGAGCUGGAGCGGGUCUACAGCUGGAAUUCUUACUUUUACAGGUCUCUUCGCCGCAACCGUUGCAGCCUUUGUCAUAGAGAGUUACAAGCAACUCCAACCUGACACGGGCGCACAAACCGUCGCACUGCUCGCGCGAAUAGCAUUUGCUUCCUCGGGGAAUGCCACCAUCCCUCCAUCGGAGCUUCCUGCAGAACCAUUCGUCGCGCCAAAGUCCGCUGUUAUCGUCAACUCGCUCUGGUUUCUCAGUCUAGUCAUCUCACUUGCGUGCGCACUACUAGCGACGCUCAUUCAAGAAUGGACCCGCGAUUUCCUACGCGACAUCCAGCGCCGCACUCCCGAUAUGACCAUCAAGCAGUACUCGUUCAAUCACAUUUACGUUCGCAUGGGCGUUGAGCGCUUCAAACUGGACUACGUGACGUCCCUCAUCGUCGCCCUCAUGCACCUCGCUGUCGUCCUCUUCGUGGUCGGACUGGUGAUCUUCCUAUUCCCAAUACAUCACACGCCCGCAGUCGUCGUCGAAAUCGCCGGGAUCGUGGCCGCAUCUAUCUACGCCAUAUUCAGCCUCAUGCCUUUCUUCGACAAUAGCUGUCCCUACCGGACACCAUUGACGUUCGUCUUCGCCGUGCUCGGCUGGAUCGCAUUCUUCAUACUCGGCGCGACGUACCUCGUGGUACUUUGGGCCGGAUACAGCGCCUCGAUGCUCGUUGCCGGCUCUGUCACCGCUGCGCUUGGGUUGGCAGCCCUUGUGGUUGGAUCACUGAUCCUGGCGUCUGCCGUCGUGUUCUUCGGUGUCCGGGACGGGAAUUGGUCGUGGGUCAAGCAGUUCUUGCCUGACCAGGCCAUAGUCCGGGAAGUCUCGGAAGAGACAUCGAAAGGCUUCUUCACCGUGUUACACUUUGUAUCGGUGCAGCUGCCGCAAGCGGUCAGCUUCUACGUGCGCAUCUGGUUUCCUACUAGACGACGUCCUGGUGACAAGAACGUGCCUGCGGAUACCCCGAAGGACUUAGACAUGUUCAAUCUCAACGACAAAGACCUGGAGGAAGCUCGCUUUAUCAACGACAAACGCAUCUCGUUCCUGUGGGACCACACCAGCAACUACCUCAUCAGCCGCGAAGACAACCUCGAACUUUUCCUGGAUCACCUCCCGAACCAUCUACUGAACGUCGAUCACCAUCGUUACGGAGCAUUCCUCUCGUAUCUGCGACACAGCUCUACGUUCACGGAACGUUUCGCUGAGGGCAUGACCCGUUUCGGCUCCCUAGAAGCCGGAUUGGGGGCGCUGAAGCUUCUACAAGAGCUCAUCACUGCCGAGCAUGGACUGGGAUACAAGUUCGAUCCUACGCAUGGCGAGCGAUGGAAGGAGAUGCGUACUCUGAUAGCGAGGCUCCCCAUAUUCCUCCACAGGAUCAUGUCCUACAGUAGGGUCGGAUAUCCCGAAGAUGAUAUCAAUAUCUUGCUUGCACUGUCAGACCUCCGGUGGACAUUGAUCCGUGCGCGAUUCCAGUCCCUACAGAAGAUGACUCAACGCGAUUGGGCGAGCAAUGUGCGCUUCCUGAACGAGAUGUUGCUAUGCCUCGAAGGCGUUGGUGGAUUCUCUUUGCUGCCUCCGUAUGCGGACUCUCAGCGAGUCUUGGAUCACUAUUCUAUCGAUCAGAACGAAGACGGAGAUCGUUCUCAGGCUUGGAGAGAAAGUGAAGACAUACUGUGGGGAUAUGAGCUUUCACUAUCGAACGUGCUCACGCUGCUCGCCAAUGCCAUACGUCUAGAGAAUACUGGUUUACCCAAGAACCUCCAUGUCGAGACGUCCAUGGCGUGCUGGCGCGGUCUUUCCUCGGAGAUGGAUUUUGCCGCGUUCUCAAGGUCUUCUCGCGCUCGCCAACCAUCGAGCCAAGUCAUAUCGUUACUCUGCAGCCGAGGAUGCGGUUACGAUGAAGUCUUGGAUUCGCUCUCGAGCCUUUUCACAGUGCCCAAUCCACCACAACUCUUUCGCUUAGAACUCGAAGCCAACCAAAAGCCGCUUCCGACGCUGCAAUCCGGCGUGACCACACAUUCAGCGCUGCUUGAUAGUUCAGCACCGCCAAGACUGGGCCAGUCACCUAACCCGGAAGUCACACAAGGUAGUUGCAAGACUGAUGGAGAAGCGGUCGCGGAAGAUGUACUGCAAGUUGACGAAGGGCAUACGCCGGAUGAUCCCCCACGCCAUUAA